Thyridium curvatum is the source of this 342-nucleotide messenger RNA. RefSeq lists its product as uncharacterized. Gene Ontology annotation, biological process: intracellular iron ion homeostasis. Gene Ontology annotation, cellular component: nucleus; cytosol. The transcript has 2 exons. Bases 1 to 342 code for a protein of 113 amino acids. The record is from RefSeq and is a predicted model, not a curated record. NCBI's taxonomy places the organism in Eukaryota, Fungi, Ascomycota, Sordariomycetes, Thyridiales, Thyridiaceae. Gene Ontology annotation, molecular function: 2 iron, 2 sulfur cluster binding.
AUGGAGUCAACAGACAUCACAGAGGCCUCAAUCAAGGCCGCCAUUGAGGAGCGCCUCAAGGCCGUGCACGUCGAGGUCACAGACAUGUCCGGCGGCUGCGGCCAAUCCUUCACGACCCUCAUCGUCUCCCCCGAGUUCGCCGGCAAGAACUCCCUCAGGCGCCACCGGCUCGUCAACGCCGCCCUCAAGGACGAGAUCGCCCGGAUACACGCCUGGAGCGCAAAGUGCCAGACCCCCGACGAGUGGCAGCGGGACAAGGCCGCGGCCGGCGCCGGCGGCAGCACCGAGGGCCCGCCCAUGGACGGCACGGUCGACGGCAAGGUCGACGGCGUCAAGCAAUAG